Aspergillus alliaceus is the source of this 433-nucleotide messenger RNA. RefSeq lists its product as uncharacterized. The record is from RefSeq and is a predicted model, not a curated record. Lineage: Eukaryota; Fungi; Ascomycota; Eurotiomycetes; Eurotiales; Aspergillaceae. The transcript has a single exon. Bases 79 to 351 code for a protein of 90 amino acids.
UUUUCGUCGGGGUUUUUAGAACACUAUAUAUAGUGGAAAUCGAUUAGUUCACAUUGCGACCGAAAUUCCGCGAGUAUUAUGUCUAUCUUUCGAGGAUUAGGCGUACUUGGAUGUGGGGUUUUGAUAAUGGAAUUCCUCGGGGUGGAAACGCGAUUGCUCGUUUUCCUAGCACAACACCUGCGGAUUUGCGCGCGCGUGUUGCAGCUGUACGCGGUCGGACAGGUAACAAAAAACAAGUGGGAGCUAAAGCGUUUCAAGUCUCAAUGGGAAAGAGGUGCAUCGAGGAUACUAUCGGAUGCGUCGAGAGUGGGACUCCAGAAGGUCGAAGUGAGGGGGGUGGGAACACGGUGAACUGUUCUGGGCGUCGACGGACGAAGGACGCGCUUUGGUGCCUGGCGAUGACGGGCUCCGACAAGAGGGUUGAUGCCUCAGG